GACGGCGGGUGUUCGAAUUCAGUAACAUAACAAAACAGAGAUUAAGCGAGGAAAAAUAUGCUUUUCACAACGUUUAUAUAGGAAUGUCUUUCAGUCGUUAAUUUCUCACAUGGCAGGUUGCUUGACAGUUGUUUGUUUACUUAUGUCAGCCGUUGACCCACCUAAACGGUCAUGUCUGUGGUGACGGUGCAGUUGGGACAGUGUGGAAAUCAAGUUGGCCAGGAGUUCUUCAGUGUCCUUUGCAACGAUUCCAACAAUGGCAAAGAUAAACUGUACAAGGAUUGCGGUCAUGAGCGGUUCUUCAGGGAGGGGCCCUCACAAGACCUCACGGCUCGUGCGAUACUUAUCGACAUGGAGCCUAAAGUGAUUUCUCAGACCAUUGCUAAAGCAGCCAAAUCUGGAAAGUGGAGAUAUGGAGACCAUGCACACUUCUGUCAGAAACAGGGCUCUGGAAACAACUGGGCAAAUGGGUUUUCUGUGCAUGGGCCAAAACAUAAAGAAGUUAUCCAGGAUCUUGUGCGCAAAGAAGUGGAGCAGUGCGACCGCCUGUCGGGCAUCCUCACCAUGAUGAGCUUGGCAGGAGGCACAGGGUCCGGCAUGGGAACCUACAUCACCCAGUGCCUACGGGACAUGUACCCCCAUACCUCCAUUCUCAAUCAUGUCACUUGGCCUUAUAACACUGGAGAGGUGAUAGUCCAAAACUACAACUCAGUCCUCACACUGUCUCAUCUGUACCAGUUCUCUGAUGCUGUUUUGGUGCAUGAAAAUGACACAGUGCAUAAAAUCUGUGCUCAGCUCAUGAAUAUCAAACACAUUUCCUUCAGCGAUGUUAACAAAGUCAUCACCCACCAUCUGGGCAGUGUGCUGCAACCUGUAUACACUGCCAGCUCCUCACAUUACAAUAGGGAUCCCUUUGGUGAAUUCAUGAGUUCACUGGUGAAUCAUCCAGAAUACAAAUUGUUGACCCUCCAAAACAUCCCCCAAAUGUCUAGUACAUCACUGGCUUACAGUGUGUUCAACUGGCCUGGCCUGCUCAAACAUCUGCGCCAGAUGCUUAUUGCUAAUGCCAGGAUGGAAGAAGGUAUUGACUGGACCGUGAGAGCACCAUCUGUGAGCAGGUCUGACAGAGGAAGGCCCACUAGGGAGCUGGGCUUCAACAGAUCUUUGGCAAACCUCCUAAUAUUACGAGGAAAAGAUGUGGCAAGUGCUGAAAUAGGUGGUUUUAAAGAUCCAGCACUUUAUGUACCCUGGCUGCCAGUUGAAAGUGCCUUCAGCUCUUGGAGUUCUGCUGUUCCCUUCAAUGGUUAUGAAAAGUCAGCAACACUAGUCAGCAAUAGCCAGUCUUUACUAGGACCCUUGAACAACAUGGUGGGGAAGGCAUGGAACAUGUUUGCUUCCAGAGCCUACAUCCACCAGUACAUGAAAUUUGGUAUCGCAGAGGAGGACUUCCUAGACAGUUUCACCGUUUUGGAGCAGGUCAUCUCCAGCUACUCACAGCUCUGAGAAACACACCCAGCAGGUUUGGGGAAAUUGGCAGUCAGACUGUAUGUUAUCUAUCGUCUCCGUCUACAUCACAGAACAACUUUGAAGACUACUUUGGUUUAAGAGUAUAAUGAGAUGUGUGUCAUUUGUUUGAUGUGCAAGCCUAUGGAAUGAGUUUUUUUUAAAUGUGUGAUUAACUUAUACCUCAAUGUACGUUUUGCCACGUUUGUCUAAACAAAUAAAAAUCUAUGUUUUAUAUUU
This is a messenger RNA of Sardina pilchardus (European sardine), 1743 nucleotides long. RefSeq names its product tubulin, delta 1 (gene tubd1). The coding region runs from base 172 to 1503 and encodes 443 amino acids. The record is from RefSeq and is a predicted model, not a curated record. The transcript has 8 exons. Gene Ontology annotation, biological process: mitotic cell cycle; microtubule cytoskeleton organization. Gene Ontology annotation, molecular function: structural constituent of cytoskeleton; GTP binding. Gene Ontology annotation, cellular component: cytoplasm; microtubule. NCBI's taxonomy places the organism in Eukaryota, Metazoa, Chordata, Actinopteri, Clupeiformes, Clupeidae.